Messenger RNA from Scatophagus argus, 3907 nucleotides. RefSeq names its product Spi-1 proto-oncogene b (gene spi1b). The transcript is spliced from 5 exons. The record is from RefSeq and is a predicted model, not a curated record. NCBI's taxonomy places the organism in Eukaryota, Metazoa, Chordata, Actinopteri, Scatophagidae. Gene Ontology annotation, molecular function: sequence-specific DNA binding; DNA-binding transcription factor activity, RNA polymerase II-specific. Gene Ontology annotation, biological process: cell differentiation; regulation of transcription by RNA polymerase II. The coding region runs from base 346 to 1140 and encodes 264 amino acids. Gene Ontology annotation, cellular component: nucleus.
GGUCUCCCUUGACAAAUCAUCAAUGGCCAGGAACCUUUAGCAGACACACUCUAUUGCUCCCACCCACAGAAAUUUUACAGAAGUCAAAAGUUCCUUUUUCAUUUUACAGUCACACAGCGGGCCUUGUUCAUUUCGUUUUAUUUAACAAAGCCAUAGGCCUGUGAGUGUAGUUAAGAUCAUAAGUGUGUGCUAUACAGUAGGAGAGAGAGAGACAUUUUUUGACUUUCGUUGAGUGAGAGGAAAUUUUGAAACAUUGUGCAAUGGUGCCGCAAAAGUUUUGAAAGGUUGUCAGAGUGUUUGGCCAGCAAAGCGUCUGAGAGCCGGUUCGUUGGAGAAGAGGUCUCCAUGUUGCAUCCAUACAGAAUGGAGAGCUACCUCGUCCCUCCCCACUCAGAAGAAAUGUAUGAUCCUGAGAUCUACAGGCAUCCAAUUUCAGAGUAUUAUAAUUCUUAUGUCCUAGAUGCAGAUUUCCAGGCAGAUCACUGGGACUAUCACACUCACCCUCACGUACACCCUGCAGAGUUUGAAAACCUUCAAGAGACCAACUUCACAGAGCUUCAGAGUGUGCAGGCUCUCCACCCACCCAGCCUCAUACGACACGAGGCCAUGCGAUAUGAUGCAGAAAACCUGCUCGAUCCAAAUCUUGGGGCACAUUCACAUGUGUUACAGCCACCAGUAGCCUUCUUCCCUCGGCCUGUGUAUCCCACCCACAUGUCCCAGCGCAGCUCAGACGAUGAGGAACACGGAGACCAAAGUCCCCCGCUGGAGGUAUCUGAUGAGGAGUGUCUGAGAGAUCGAGGCCCCUAUGUGACACCUGGAGAUUUGGGCAACAAAAAGAAGAUCCGUUUGUACCAGUUCCUGUUGGACCUUUUAAGGAGCGGCGAUAUGAAGGACAGUAUCUGGUGGGUGGACAGAGACAAAGGGACAUUCCAGUUUUCUUCCAAACACAAGGAGGCUCUCGCACAUCGCUGGGGAAUCCAGAAGGGAAAUCGCAAAAAAAUGACCUAUCAGAAGAUGGCACGUGCGUUGCGCAACUAUGGCAAAACUGGAGAGGUGAAAAAGAUAAAGAAGAAGCUGACAUACCAGUUCAGUGAUGAGGUACUGGGGAAGAGCCACCUGGAGAGAAAACCAUUUGUGUAGAUAGGAGGGAUACUGAAAUGUAUCUGAAAUGUAAGAUUUGCUCAUGACAGGUGUUGACAGUGGAGGUGCAGUUUCUGGUGUUAGAUGCUGAAUCAACCGUGCUGAUCUGAAUAGCAUUUUGUGAGUAACCCCAUUACUGCUGUACAGUGGGAUCAAGAUACUAUCUAAUGAGGUAAAUAAGUAUGAAACAAGAGAAUAAAUCCCAAAAGACUCUUCCUGUGUAACAUGGCAUGUUUGGAGUCCACUUCCUAAGUGUCCUAGCAGAGAAGAAAUAACCUAGAAAGCACAGUUUGACUUUUUGUCUGAAUGUCUGGAUAACAAAAUACUUUAAGGUAGCAGAACAAAUCAUGAAAAUGUGUAACCUAUCAUUUGUAAAUGUGUACAGAGGUUUGUGAAUGUGUACUCAGACUUGAAAAAGCAUUACAAGUUUUUGUGAACAUUGUUUCCUGUAGCCUCCCUGAAAGAUGUAAAACCUACCCUUUUAAACCCCAGCCACAGCUGGAGGGGGGUGGAGGGUGGUAAACUGCUUUGGAGUGCAGCAGUUUCUACUCAGUUGGAACUGCUAGUCACAUGAUGGUAGCACUCAGAGAGAUGUUUGUGCUACACAUAUAACAGAAAAUAACAACAGCGUGGCACAUGUUCAACUACUAUCAUGUAUUAAACUAUUAGGUCGAAUACACACCAGUACACUCCAGAUACACACAGAUAAAACUAAUAAAAUGUAAUACAUUCAGUCUAACAGACACACCGCACACCUUAAAUUUAACAGCGCCACAAACAUCAUCAACCAUAAUAAGCAUAAAGUUGAAUCAGUGCCUGUUGAAAAGAGUUUCAACAGGAACUUCAUGAAGGUGGGAUAUAUUGGAGGGCUGUUGCCUUAGACCGCAUUAGUUUUAGCUACUGAGUGCAUGUUAUAAAAGCCACUGACAGCAGUUGGCCUCAGCAAAGAGAAAAGCAAAUACCCAAGCAUUAAAGAAAGCAUAAGAAACCUUUUAGUGUACAGUGCGCGCUGGGUUAGUGACUUCAUUUUGAAAUGAAUGCUCGAUAUGUACAAGGUGCAAACCUGUUAAUGGACAGGAUGCAUCAGCUUUAAAACAACAACACCACUAUGAGCCCACAUGAACAUCUACAGUGACUGUGCUCUGUAAACCAGAGAUCUCAGCAUUUUACAGGUCAGAACAUAUCCACAAAUCUCUGAUCACAUUUCCAUAUCUAUAGCUUAUGCAUUUUAUUUAUUUAUUUUUUGUGAUUUUUUUUAAGUUAAAAAAAGAAAAAAUCAAAAACAUUUUGGUAAAUGCACAUAUUGGCUUUACCAAGAUAAGAUGAUUGAUACUACAUCUCAUGUAUGUAUGGUAGAUAUGAAGCUAUGGCCAGCAGCUACCUUAGCUUGGUAUUAAGAUUGGGAAGCAGGUGGGGAAAUGCCCAGCUGGACUCUUUCAAAGUGUGACAAAAUCUGUCUUCUAGCACCCCUAAAGCUCACUGAUAAUACUGCACCUUCUUUAUUUAAUAUGGACAAAAACGUAAAGGCAAGUGGUUUCAGUGGUUUUGCAGGGAGUGAUUUUCUGGACUCAUUCUUGCGUGGGAGCAGUGACUUCCUGGAGUCUUGCUGUCACUGUGAGCUUUUCAUUAGAUGAGCAGACACUUGUUCUAACUUCUUAAUUUAUGAGUGUGGAAUCAAUCCUCUCAUGUAACUACUGUAAUAAAAACAAAUAACCGUACUUCCCAAAAUGUCAAACUACUCCUUUCAUGACUACGACUGAUAGAGUUUAGUCGAAAAGGCAAGGGGAAAGAAAGAAGGGAAAACAUGCAAACAUGUUACAGGACAUGCGUCUUAGACCUGAGGUCGCUGAGACGCCCACUAUUUUUAAACACACAUACACACACAUACACACAUAUAAAAGUGCAUAUUUUAUUUGGAAAUGUCUUUUUACCCAUUUUCAAUGUUAAAGUCAUUUUUUCAUGACAUGUAACCACUAUUUGUCCUCAGAGAGUUCAUGGUUUGAAACUUAACACACUUCUUCCUGUUGUGUUUGACUUUCUGAAGACAUGCUUAAGUUCUCUGUAAACCCUUGAUAAUACUUCUGUAUGCAAAUAUCAACAUGGCAAUUUCAUAUUUAAAGCAUCAAGCAUCAAGCACACACAGAAGUGACUGAUGAAAUAAGAUCGUGAUGUUUCUUUUUCUUCAUUUCUUUGCUUCUUCUUCAUUUUUUUUUUUUUUACCGAUAACCUUAAAAUUAUGACUAAGAAUUGCUUGUAAAAAUAAAUUGUUCAUAAAUGAAUGUGCAGUGUAACUGUAUUACAUAUUGGAGGUAAAACACUGAAAAAAAGAAGAAAAAGAGAUUAACAUUGUGUACAAUUGUAUAGCUUUAGAAUUAUUUUUGUUGUUGAUAACCCUCACCUUUCAUUCAAGCUAUAAAGAUAACAGAUGACUGUGAGGAACAAUAAGGUUAAUACCGGGUGGAGGGGUGAAGUGUGCUGUCACCCACUUCUUGUAUAUGUCCGCCUGCAGAUCCUGACGCAGUGCAGGCACCAGGUCUCCGCUCACGAGGGGCGUGGCACGUCUGGAUCUUCCAGGUUAAUACUCUAUAAUACAGUUGUGUAUCCAGCUGUUUUUCUCUGCGUUGAAUACUGUUGUUUUUUUAAAUGUACUGUUCAUGUAAUAACGACUUAUUUCUGUAUUUUUGUGUCAUGAGGAUAGUUUCUGUUUCCUGCCCAUGAUGAAGUGUUUCAUUCGUCAUAUUUCGAGAAUAAAGCAUUUUUAAGCAGA